Molecule: messenger RNA, 471 nt
Organism: Peronospora belbahrii
Lineage: Eukaryota; Oomycota; Peronosporomycetes; Peronosporales; Peronosporaceae
Source: the annotation of a GenBank genome assembly
AUGCCAUUUCUUGAAAACCCUACAGGCACUGGCAAGCUGAAACAGGUGGUACAGGAGCUCAAGAAUACGUCGUACUAUCCGAAUAUCGCAGUCCUUGGAUCUCGAGAGCUUUUGUGCGUGAAUGAAAAGGUGUACAAGCUCCAAGAGAUACAGCAAAACUUUGCAUGUCGCUUGACUUGUAAAGACAGAAGAUGUAUGUACAAGCUGAGCUUUGACUCAUAUGCAAAGUGGUUAAAGCAUCAAGCACAGGCAAGGAAUUAUACACUGAAGGAGAAGACGGUGGAUCACACUGGUAUCGGCUAUCUGAAGCGAAGAUUGCUUUUGUGCCGUACAACUAUCUCAUUGACCCUUGGCAUGGCGUUCGGUCGGUAUUUCCAUCGAAAACUCCAUACUGAUCUUUGGCGAGGCACACAAUGUGUUCAGCACCCAUUUCUUUUUAGCAUAUCCAUCACCAAACGUUCAGGUAGCUAG